Podarcis lilfordi (Lilford's wall lizard) is the source of this 7801-nucleotide messenger RNA. Lineage: Eukaryota; Metazoa; Chordata; Lepidosauria; Squamata; Lacertidae. The record is from the annotation of a GenBank genome assembly.
GCCCUUGUGACGUUCCAUUCUCGCGGCGCGUCGUUUUGUUUUGUUGGAACGUACCACGAGCGACGGCGGGGGGGGGGGAGAGCUCGCAAUCCCAAAGUCCUAGAAGAGAGAAAAGAGUGAAGCCACCCCUGAAACGAGCUGCAUCGGUUAGGUAACAACCCCUCUAUCCUUACAUACAUCUCAGAGGAUGCGGCAGGAAGAAUAGCAUCGGCUUGCGUUAAAAGGCUAUAGAUCUCCCCCCCCCUUCCCAUUCACCUUUAGUUGGGCUGCUCCGAGGGUUAAGUUGUUCGGCCUGGGAAGCAUCAGCGGUUGGGGCAGGUGAGUCUCCAGUUCAUAUUCUCAAAGGGGGGGGGGUUGGGGGGACAGCUCGCCUCCCUCUUUCCGCGCUGUGAGCGGCGCGCGGCCCCUCGGCCUGCUGGUUGCCUUGGUAACCAACCGUCGCCACCCGCUCGCGCCGGUGGCUUCGUGGCCUUUGAUGGCGCCUUGAUACGCCACAAAACUGGUAAGGGGCGAGCAAUGCCGGAUUUACGUGUAAGCUGAACAAGCUAUAGAUUAGAGCCUCACUCUCUUGGGGGGCCCGAAAAAAAUUAGAGAGGGGGAAAAACUGGAUGUACGUUUCCAAAAUAUCACUGGUUUGAUAAUUACAGUGGUACCUCUGGUUAAGUACUUAAUUCGCUCUGGUCUGUUCUUAACCUGAAACUGUUCUUAACCUGAAGCACCAGUUUAGCUAAUGGGACCUCCCGCUGCCGCCGGAGCACGAUUUUUGUUUUUAUCCUGAAGCAAAGUUCUUAACCUGAAGCACUGUUUCUGGGUUAGCGGAGUCUGUAACCUGAAGCGUAUGUAACCUGAAGCGUAUGUAACCCGAGGUGUUGUUGUUUAGUCGUGUGCAACUCUUCGUGACCCCCUGGACCAGAGCACAUCAGGCACUCCUGUCUUCCACUGCCUCCCGCAGUUUGGUCAAACUCAUGCUGGUAGCUUUGAGAACACUGUCCAACCAUCUCGUCCUCCAUCUUUUCCUUCUCCUUGUGCCUCCAUCUUUCCCAGCAUCAGGGUCUUUUCCAGGAGUCUUCUUCUCAUGAGGUGGCCAAAGUAUUGGAGCCUCAGCUUCAGGAUCUGUCCUUCCAGUGAGCACUCAGGGCUGAUUUCCUUCAGAAUGGAGAGGUUUGAUCUUCUUGCAGUCCAUGGGACUCUCAAGAGUCUCCUCCAGCACCAUAAUUCAAAAGCAUCCAUUCUUUGGCGAUGAGCCUCCUUUAUGGUCCAGCUCUCACUUCCAUACAUCACUACUGGGAAAACCAGAGCUUUGGCGCCUUCCGACCUGAGGGGCUCAUCUUCCAGCGUAGUAACUUUUAUAUGCCUGUUGUCUUUGUCCAUGGAGUUUUCUUGGCAGGGAUACUGGAGUGGCUUGCCGGUUCCUGCUCCAGUUGGAUCACGUUUGGUCAAAACUCUCCACUAUGACCUGUCCAUCUUGGGUGCCCUGCACAGCUUCUCUGAGUUAUUCAAGCCCCUUCACCAUGGCAAGGCAGUGAUCCAUGAAGGGGAUAGGGUGCCUACAUUCUGCUAUUUAUAAUUAUUAGCAGUUUGCAUCAUAUAUUUACACCUCUUAUUAUUUCAUGUUAUAGCAAGCUUCUAAGAGACUAGAUUACGUGUCUUUGUAAAUUGCUUUUCUAAAGGAACUUUUGUUAUUGCCAAAUGCCAAUGUGCUUGCAAUAUUAAGUUUGUUAUGAAUAAAAAAAUCAUUUUAAGUUAGAGCUUAAUAAUUAUUUCACUAUUAAUAUACUUCUUCUUAAUUGUAUUUCACUAUUAAUAUACAGGGUGAGUCCUUUAAAAGAGGCCUCGUGGAUACAGAGUACACAUGUUCCGCGGGCCUCUUUUAAAAGACUCACCCUGUACUACUUAAUUGUAUUUCAGUUGAACAAUUACUUUGAUAAAAUACAUAUUUUGUUAUGUGCAAAUGGCUUUAGAUACCAGUUAGGUACAUAAAUUACCAUAUAGCUUAUAUUCAACACAAAAAACAGUGACAAUUUGUGGUUGACAAAGGACAGCUGGACAUAUAAAGGGCCCCAUUACCUUGAGUAGCUUAGGGCCCUAUCAAACCUAAAUCUGGCCCUGGACGGGUGGGUUAUUGUUCUGUUGUUUUGGUUUAAUUGUCUUAUCUUGUAUUUUAUUCUGAGGACCACCCUGAGAUCUUUUGAAGAAGGACAGUAUAUAAAUUUAAUAAAUAAAAAAAUAUGUAAAUGAAUAAAAAACUGAGCGCUUCUUUUUGGAUUGGGUUUAACUGCAUAUUAUGCAACAGCCCCACUGCCUCACAAGGUGGUUGUGUGUUGCCUCACAGAAGUUGUCAGGGUUCCGACCCGGUGAACCCUUGCUUAUAAAUAAUAGCUUCUUAAAACAGGACUGGAUUAAGACCUUUUGGAGGCUUUAAGCACUGAAAAGUUUAUGGUCUCUUUCAUACCCUCCAACAUUUCUCCCAUGAAAUUAGGGACACCCUAUUCAUAGUAAUAAUAAUAAUUAUUAUUAUUAUUAUUAUUAUUAUUAUUUUAUUUGUACCCUGCCCAUAUGCUUCUAACAUGUAUAAAAACUUCCCAAACAGGGCUGCCUUCAGAUGUCUUCUAAAGGUUGUAUUUCCUUUGCAUUGGGGUGAUAUAACUCCAUACCCUCCAAAAUGCCUCUGAUGAAAAUAGGGACGUCCAAAAUUUCUCCGAUGAAACUAGGGACAUCCUAAGGAAAAGCAAGCUAUUCCAGGAUCAAAUCAGAAACUGGGACUGUUGCUGGAAAAUAGGGGAACUCAGUGGGUCUGAAUGAUGUCAUGGGGAAGGGUCUGCUCUUUCCAUAUCAGAUUUGAAACAAAAAAAGAUAUUGUUGUUGUUGUCAUUUAGUCGUGUCCAACUCUUUGUGACCCCAUGGACCAGAGCACGCCAGGCACUCCUGUCUUCCACUGCCUCCCGCAGUUUGGUCAAACUCACUAUCCAACGAUCUCGUCCUCUGUCGUCCCCUUCUUGUUGUGCCCUCCAUCUUUCCCAACACCCGGGUCUUUUCCAGGGAGUCUUCUCUUCUCAUGAGGUGGCCAAAGUAUUGGAGUCUCAGCUUCAGGAUCUGUCCUUCCAGUGAGCACUCAGGGCUGAUUUCCUUCAGAAUGGAUAUUUUUGAUCUUCUUGCAGUCCAUGGGACUCUCAAGAGUCUCCUCCAGCACCAUAAUUCAAAAGCAUCAAUUCUUCGGCGAUGAGCCGCCUUUAUGAUCCAGCUCUCACUUCCAAACAAAAAAAAGAUAUUACUAAGCUGUAAAAUGUUGCUUUUCAAAAUGACGCAGAACUUCUAUGUGUGCUGCAAUGUGCAUGUGUGUAUGGCAUGUGCAACACAUGAAAGGAUCUAAUUUCCUCGUAUAUAUUUAAAUAUAUGUUAGUUAGUACGCCCCCUGGUUUAGAUAAGUAAUAAAAAGGGAACAGAGAAAUUGGGGAAGAGUGUAAUGGAGAGUAAGGAAGUCUAACAAAGCUCUGAUUUCCCCCAUAAUGACAGAUUUAAGGGUUUAAAAAAAUAAUAUUCUUUCAAAAAUGCCUACGUGGGUUUUUUGGGUGGAGGGCUGUGUUGCUUGUGCCCUAAGCACAUGCCUAUUGAGUAAUUUAGCACUGUACUUAAAUGGCACCUCUUAAGAACUCACAAUUAUAAUUAAUUACAUUUAUAUCCCACCUUUCCUCUGAGUUUCUUAAGGUGUAUGUGGUUCUCCUCUGCCAUUUUAUCUAUACAACAGCUAGUGAGGUAAGGUAGGCUGAGAGUUAGUGAUUGUCCUAAAGUCACCCAGUGAACUUAAUGACUGAGCAGAGAUUUGAAUCCUGGUUUCCCACUUACUCUGGCAACCUUGCUUUAAUCAUGCACUAUGUUAUUUGUUUUUACAACAAUCUUGCCAAGUAGCUCAGUAUAGCUUCUCAAGUUGUCAGAUCACAACCUAGUGCGUGUACUUUACUUGACCUGCUGACCUGCGAAAGAUAAGCAGAUUAAUUUUUUCCUGGCAUGCAGAUGAAAUGAUAGGCAGAGCUUCUGCUUGAGUUCUCUGCAUGCUUGACUGCUUUUAAAGGGCUCAGGCAGCGAUGUGGCGUUAAACAUUUUCCAUAAUGGAACAUUUGCUGCUCCUGUAUUUUCCAUAGAAAAAUGGUCAUUCCUAAAAUGCAUUGUUACAUAAAUUAGUUACCGGUACAUAGGAUUGUAUACAGCGUUGCACAGGCAGUGCUGAACCUUCCAAAAUUCCCUCUUCUGCACAUCUCUAAAAAAUACAAAAGUUCUGUUAUCUGUUAUCCUACAAGACUCCUUCCCUAGGCAACUGUUCACAUGACUGUUCAGGCUAGUUCAGGGAGGAUGGUAUGCACAAGCUUGUUUCACAGGAUUAAUCUGUGCUUCUUUUAAUUCUACUUAGGUUUUUGUAUGAACUUAGAAAUGUUGAUCAAAAGUCCAGGGUAUUUCUCCCACGCCUUCUGGGACUCAAGCAAUGGUUUCUUAUUUAGCAACACUCAAUUUUAAUAUUAAACCAGGAACAGAUAGCAAGCCUACAGCCUGGCUAUAUCUGUGUCUUUUCUGAUAUUUUAAAAAUCAGAUUAAAAUAUAUGAAGCAUGGAUUAAAAGGAUGAAGGAAAAUAAGCUAUUUUUCAAUGCUGUUUCUCAUUAUAAUAAAACCUCUGAAUUGUUAACAAAAAUAAUCUAAGCUUACUAGCAGAAGUGUUGCUCAAUGAUCACCGAGGAAUCGCCGCAAUGAAAUUCAGCUUAUUCAGGGGCAUUUCCAAACUGAAGCCACACAUGAAACCACUAGAGGGCAAUCUGGACACGUGCUUGAAGUCAGCUGCUAUUUGACAUCAAGGUCUACCUUUAAGUCACACUUGAAGCACGUUUCCCCCCUCAAAAGAAUUCUGGACAUUGUAAUUUGGUCAAGGAUUUCUGGGGAUUGUAACAUUGUGAGGGGUAAACUACAGUGUCCAUAAUUCUCUGAGGGAAAGAGAGUUUGGAGUUGGAAUUCCACUGUUGAUGUGGAAGAAAGACGACAAAACAAAUCUGUGUUGCCAUUUUGUUCUUUGUGUUACACUGAUAAUUUGAUUUCCUUGCAGAGGAAGAAAAUGAAUCAAGUGUUUUUAUUCUCCUUCACCACAAAAAUCCCCCUCUUCUCCCAUUUGCACAAUUGUUUUAUCCCAGGCUUGUUAUUUUCAUUUAAAACCAGCUCAGUUCACUUUCAUAGCUUGACACUUUGCUGUUGGGUAUUCCUACCCUCCAUAAAUAUUGCCAUUCUCUGUUUUGGUUGCACUGCUUUUUAAAUGGGAGGGCAGCUUAUCUAUUUUCCUUUGCAAAAGCCAGGAUGAACUGCCGUUCAGAGGUACUGGAGAUAUCAGUGGAGGGACGCCAGAUUGAAGAAGCGAUGCUUGCUGUUUUGCACACCAUAUUGCUUCAUCGCAGCACAGGAAAGUUCCACUACAAGAAGGAAGGGACCUACUCCAUUGGGACAGUCGGCACACAAGAUGUUGACUGUGACUUCAUUGAUUUUACCUAUGUUAGAGUUACUUCCGAUGAGCUUGACCGGGCCUUGAGAAAAGCUGUUGGGGAAUUCAAGGUAAAGCUUGCUAUUACUCACUGUUUAUUUUUUAAGUACAUGAGACUGCCCAUGAAGAUGGUUCAAAAACUUCAAUUUUUCCAAAAUGCAAUUGAGCCACCAAGGUUUGGGCAGUGACCAAGAGAAUGGAACAUGUGACGCUAGUCCUUUGCCACCUUCACUGGUGACCAAGUUCUUUCCAGUCUCAUUUCCCUAAAUAGCCUGCUACUGGAUAGUUUGCAAAAUCACCUCGUCCCAUAUAAAUUUGCCCAAGAAUUCCAUUCCUUUUCUGUGUCCAGCAAGUCUUUUUUGCAGUUGUCCCCAGGUCUGCAUGGAAUCCUUCUCCACAUAUCUUAACAAGUGUUUUGUACAGCAUGGCUGGGUGAUAGUUGUGACCUUUUUAAAUAAGGGGAUUUAGGACACCAAAGACUUCUGUCUCCAGUUUUAUAAGCACAUUGUUUUGCUCAACUGUUCAGUGGAAUUGGGUUAGAUUUCUAUCAUACAAAUCCCACAUACUAUCAAUUAAUGUACAUAAUUUGGAAGACAUAUUUUUUAAUCUGCAUUCUGGUAACUUAGCAGUAGGAUGUUUAAAUUUGAAAUUUGGUAAUAUAUGAGAAAGUAAAAUGGAUGCCAGGCACAGUGAAUGACAAUGCCCAUGUAGGGCUGAAGGGAAAGAACUGGAAUGAAUGUAGAAAGAGAGGGUCUUGUAUAGUGUAAAACCAUCCAGCCGAUUGAUGACUGGAAGCAGAGUUAACUCCUUUUAGCAAAUAUUGCCUUGAGCAAUCCUCAGUCUUGGGAGUCAAGAAAACGUGCUUGAUCUUCAGAGUUCUGAAAAGCUUUCGGAUUGUAUGAAAUUUUGGCCAUACAACUGUCUAUCCACCUUGAAUGUGUGGAUGCACAGCAUGAUUCUUGGUACAGGGAGCAGUGAUUUCUAUAUGUUGUGAAGGUCUUUGGGAAUCAGCAUUUUAAAAUGUUCAUUGGUGGUUCUGUAUUCCCAGGAUGCACUGCGGAACUCGGGCAAUGAUGGGAUGGGCCAGAUCUCGCUGGAGUUCUACCAGAAGAAGAAAUCACGCUGGCCAUUCUCUGACGAGUGUAUCCCAUGGGAAGUGUGGACGGUCAAAGUGAACGUGGUGAGCCUGGCUAAUGAGCAGGAGCGGCAGAUCUGUCGUGAGAAGGUUGGUGAGAAGCUCUGUGAGAAGAUCAUCAACAUUGUAGAAGUGAUGAACCGACAUGAGUACCUGCCCAAGAUGCCCACCCAGUCCGAGGUGGACAAUGUCUUUGAUACGGGGCUGCGGGAUGUCCAGCCCUACCUGUACAAGAUUGCUUACCAGAUCACUGACUCACUUGGAACCUCGGUCACUACAACCAUGCGGCGCCUCAUCAAGGAUACCCUGGCACUCUGAUCUCCAUGAGACUGUAGACCUGACAUUAUUGAGAGGCAACAUGAGCAACUGGCUUUCUGUCCAAAAGCACCAAAUACAUAUUUUCUCCCAGAAAAUCUGGGAGUCUUGAUAUCCAGGUGCCCUGUUCUAAUUUAUUAAUUUCCAAGUAUCUCUGGGCAAAGACAGAACCAGCCCUGACUCCUGGGUUCAGUACACCAGUUUACGUGGAACCCAGACUCUCACAGCAGAAAAGGAAACCAGGAUUCUUCCUUCAGCUCCCUUUUCUGUUAGACUUAGCUCUACAAGCUUAGAAGGUGUGCCUCUUCAUGGGAGAAAAUAGUGUGUAUUUUUUCGUGAGCAUUUCCCUAAUAUAGGACAGGUGAUAACUCCAAGCUUGGUUCUCUCCAUGACCAGAUGCCUUUAUUUAUUAACUGUAGAGUCUUUCGUUAAUGGAAAUCUGCCAGAGCUGGGGUUACUUAUCUUGGCAAAAUGGGUGCCUUUCAUCCUGAUAAACCACUCCUUCUCCUUGACCCUCCUCUGACUUUAGGAUAAUUGAAUAAGAUUAUAAGUCUCCCUGUCUUGUUCAUGUCGGUUAGGGCAGUAGAGGGCCGCAGACUCAUUUUUUUCCUUGUGAGUCCUGGUUGCAAAGAAGAGCUAAGUCCAAAAGACCUGUUCAAAGGGCUGUCUUUAACUUGCCAAUCUAGUCCUCAUCAACCCCACAGUUGUAAUUUCUCAGUAGAGUUUGGAAGUCAGGCACUUGCAUUUCUAAAAAUAAGGAUCUUCAAUUACUUGUAUUUGUUUUUCCAGUGUAACGUAAAUGUAUAAUAGUCUGAGAAUUAAAAUUAGAAAACCCAAA